This is a messenger RNA of Striga asiatica, 846 nucleotides long. NCBI's taxonomy places the organism in Eukaryota, Viridiplantae, Streptophyta, Magnoliopsida, Lamiales, Orobanchaceae. The record is from the annotation of a GenBank genome assembly.
AUGAUGAGGCUGAGUUAUGCCUUUUUCUUAUGGCGAUUUCUAUCUUCUUCCCCAAUUCGCCAUGAAUCAGGUAAAUCCCUCUGCUGCUCUCAAUACUCGCUACAUUCUCGUUGUUUCUGUACAAAAGGAGCUGUUGCUAAAUUCAAUUUCCGUGAAGAAAUUAAGAACAUUAAUGGGUUGGAUGAUGCUCUUUGCCUGUAUGAGAACAUGUCGAGAACGAGGCCUCUACCAUGUGUUGUUCAGUUUACUCAAUUGCUCUCGCGUGUGGUCAAUCUGAAAGAGUACUCUGCUGCUAUUAACCUUUUCAAAGACAUCUGCAGUUUAGGGGUUUCAGUCAAUGAAUACACUAUGAAUAUUGCUAUCAACAGCCUUUGCCUUUCGGGCCGGGUUGAUUACGGGUUCUCUGUUCUGGGUUGGUUCUUCAAGCUUGGCUGUUCUGCGGAUGGAUAUACCUUCAACACCUUACUGAAAGGCCUGUUUCGAGAGAAGAUGAUUAACGAAGCACAAGAGUUGAUAAGGAAGAUGGUUGGAGAAGGGCUUUGUGAGCUAAACGUUGUAACUUGUGGUAUUGUGGUCGACGGGCUUUGCAAGGUUGGUAACACCUCAAUGGCCAUUGAAUUCCUCAGAACAAUGGAAAAAGGGACACUGAAGCCCAAUGCAUAUAUAUAUAGCAUUGUUAUUGACGGCUUGUGUAAGGAUAGAAUGAUAGACUCAGCCUUGGCACUUUUCAACGAAAUGCCCAAGAAGGACAUCCUACCCAAUGUCGUUACGUACAGUUCUUUGAUACUUGAACUUGGAUACUCCAGCUCGGCUGAUUUAUCCAAAGGGAAUUUUUUUUUUUUUUAA